Callorhinus ursinus (northern fur seal) is the source of this 1113-nucleotide messenger RNA. It is a transcript of the gene NTHL1, whose product is annotated as nth like DNA glycosylase 1. Gene Ontology annotation, molecular function: oxidized pyrimidine nucleobase lesion DNA N-glycosylase activity; DNA-(apurinic or apyrimidinic site) endonuclease activity; 4 iron, 4 sulfur cluster binding. Gene Ontology annotation, biological process: base-excision repair; nucleotide-excision repair; base-excision repair, AP site formation. The record is from RefSeq and is a predicted model, not a curated record. NCBI's taxonomy places the organism in Eukaryota, Metazoa, Chordata, Mammalia, Carnivora, Otariidae. Gene Ontology annotation, cellular component: nucleus.
GACUGCCUUCUGGACAAGAAACUUCCUUCCUCUGUCAGGGCACAGCCUGACCCUGGCAGCUCUUGACUGGCACCCUCACCGGCAGGCGGCACCUCGAGGGGACAGCACCUGGGUCUCAGAGCACAGGGCAGUAUCACCUGCUUCACGGUGGCCACUCGGCGGGUCAGGACUACCUGUGGCUUGGGGCUUCAUGCUCUGUCUUCCACCAGCACAGUCCUGACCUACCAGGGGAGUUUGUAAUAUUUAUUGAGAGAGAAAAAGUUCCUUACACCUCACUGCUUUGGAGCCUGGUUCUUAGACCAGCUUGAUUCUAAUCCCAACUCCACUACCAGUAACCUGGGUGCACGAACUUCUCGGGGCUUCCGUUUGCUUGUGUGUGAGAUGGGCAGGAUAAUCCACAAGGCAACAGCAAUCACAUUAGCAGGCAUUGGCUGUCGAGCACCAGGUGUGAUUGUGCGGAGGUACCAGGUGCUGCUGUCACUGAUGCUCUCCAGCCAAACCAAAGACCAGGUAACAGCAGGUGCCAUGCAGCGGCUGCGCGCUCGGGGCCUGACAGUGGACAGCAUCCUGCAGACAGAUGACAGCACGCUGGGCACGCUCAUCUACCCCGUAGGCUUCUGGAGGAGCAAGGUCAAGUACAUCAAGCAGACCAGUGCCAUCCUGCAGCAGCGCUAUGGCGGGGACAUCCCAGCUUCUGUGGCAGAACUGGUGGCACUGCCGGGCGUUGGGCCCAAGAUGGCACACUUGGCCAUGGCAGUGGCCUGGGGCACUGUGUCUGGCAUCGCGGUGGACACGCACGUGCACAGAAUCGCCAACAGACUCGGGUGGACCAAGACAGCGACCAAGUCCCCGGAGAAGACUCGUGCGGCGCUGGAAGCCUGGCUGCCCCGGGAGCUGUGGAGUGAGAUCAACGGACUGUUGGUGGGCUUCGGCCAGCAGACGUGUCUGCCCGUCCACCCGCAAUGCCAGGCCUGCCUCAACCGAAGCCUGUGCCCGGCCGCACGCAGCCUCUGCGGGCCGUGAAGCCUCGGCCCGGCCACCGUGCGUUGGCCUACACAUGCCUUUGCUGGGGAGCCACGGCCCGUUUAUAAUAAAGCUUGGGAGUUGUUUGCA